Molecule: messenger RNA, 402 nt
Organism: Podospora anserina S mat+
Lineage: Eukaryota; Fungi; Ascomycota; Sordariomycetes; Sordariales; Podosporaceae
Exons: 3
Coding region: 1-402 (133 amino acids)
Cellular component (GO): cytosol; mitochondrion
Molecular function (GO): deaminase activity
Source: RefSeq, a predicted model, not a curated record
AUGGCCCCCACCGCCGUCUUCACCCAAAACGCCCCCGCGCCCAUCCCGCAGCUCAGCCAAGCCAUCAAGCACAACGGCAUGGUGUUCUGCUCCGGCUCUCUCGCCACCGAUCCCAAGACUGGAAAGUUCAUCGAGGGUUCCUUCCAAGAUCGUGUGAGACAAUGCCUCGACAACCUCAAGGAGGUCCUCCUAGCGGCGGGAAGCAGCCUAGACCAUGUCGCAAAGGUUAAUGUCUUCUUGACCGACAUGAAGAACUUCAAGGACAUGAACGAGGUUUAUGAUCAGUUCUUUACCAAAGAGCCCAAGCCGGCGCGGACUUGUGUAGCUGUUUACCAGCUGCCUUUGGGGACUGAUGUUGAGGUGGAGUGCAUUGCUGCUGAGAUGCCAAAGGCUAAGCUCUGA